GUUCUUUUUUAUUUUUAUUUCCAAUUCGAAAAUUUUCGUGUAAUGUGUUCGUGAAUUGAAGUUGAUUUCGCUGGCUCUUAAUUCUUGUGUCUAUCAUCGAAAAUAAUGCACUUAAAAGCAUUUUAAAAUAAAUUUAUAAAUUUACAAAUAAUUGGCAUAGUUACUUUAAUUAAAUCGUCUUUUUAUUUAAGCAUUAAAGGGAUUGAUAGAGCAAAAAUUUCACAAAAAUGCCAAGGAGACGACCAAAUGUACCUGCCCCAGAAGGGAAAGUAGAUUUAGCAAAGCUUCCUGCCAGAGUAGACCGUGUUAUUGUGACAGGUCUCUCAAGGACACACAAUGAUUAUGUUAUGAAAACUGCCGAAAGCCUUUUCAAAGUCACAAAUUUUCAAGAUGUUAUGCUUGAGUGUAUGAACGCAAAUUCCUAUUUGCAUGAAUUGGGUAUAUUUAAAGAAAUUGGUAUAAAAAUCGAUGUUAGCCACGCACCAGAUGCCACUCCAAAUGGUUAUGAAGUAACAUUCAAAGGCAAAGAACUAUCACGAUUAGUUGGGUCAAUUGGUACUGAAGUGGGUCAAAAUGAAGGUUCCCUAAGAACAGAAUUAACAAUACCCAACAUCUUUGGCAGAGGAGAAAGUUUAGCUCUACAAGGUUCCUACAGUAGUACACGGGCAAAUGAUGUUACGCUUAAAUUUUGGAAAUCAUUCUUCCAUACGAGGCUUUUUGAAAAUAGACCUGAAUUUUCAUUAUCAGUAUUUAGACAUAUUGACCGAAUGGAUAUUAGCUCAUUUCAAAAUUCCAAUCUUGGGCUAAUGAGUGAUUUUUCAAUAAGCACAUUUUUCCCAUUUCAGCUUCGUCACUCCUUCCAAUAUGAAUCCUCUGUGCGAGAGAUCUCACUUCUGGGUAAAUCAGUUCCAUUUGCAAUUCGAGAACACUGUGGCCCGAGAUUAGCUUCACUUCUUCGUUAUAUUGUCGCCUAUGACCAAAGAGACAAUCCAGUAUUUCCUAGUCAAGGAAUUAUGGUUAAGUCAACAAGUGAAUACAGUGGAUUGGGUGGCAAUAUUUCCUACAUGAGCACCAAUACACAUGCUGAGGUCAGUGUACCUAUAAUUGGAGGAAUAGUGGCCCAGCUUUGUGGACGAGUAGGAAUUGUGAACCCAACUAAGUCAGCUAGUGAUCUACCCAUUAGUAAUCUUUUCUAUAUUGGUGGACCACAAACACUUCGAGGUUUCCGAUUUGGUGGUGCCGGGCCUCGAGUGGAUGGUACUGCUAUUGGAGCGCAGAGUUACUGGUCAGCUGGAUUUCAUUUAUGGAGUCCAUUGCCAUUCAGUGGAGUUUUCAAGGGCCUAUCAAACAAUUUCCGAACACAUCUCUUCUAUAACCUUGGUAAUUUCAACUCAUUUACAACUGAAAACAUGCGAAGUGCUGCUGGUAUCGGACUUGCAUUUAAAUUAGCCCAACGUGCCCGUAUCGAGCUCAACUAUUGUGUGCCAAUCCAAAAAUACCAGGGUGACAAGACAGUCAAUGGUUUCCAAUUUGGAAUUGGUUAUGAAUUUGUUUAAAGUCUCAAUCAGUCAAAGUUAAUUCGGUUUAUAAGAAAUGUUUUGUUUUGUGUUCCAAGGAAGAGAGCGUUACUAAUUUUACCUGAAGAUUCUUUAACAUUUCAUGUCACAAACACACCGCCGCCGCCGCCGCCUUCGACCCUAACUAUGGAUGAUGCUUUUUUUUGUUAAUUAAUUAUUUAAAAAUAUGAAGAAAAAAAACGAUUAAGAAAUUCAAUGCAUUUUAAGAAGAAACGAAGAUAAUGUAGAUUUUAGAUUUAGUUGUCCCGCGCUAAUGUUUCAAUUUUAAUGUAAAACUCAAGAGAAAGAAGAAAAAACUGUAAAACUUAAAUAUAUUAAUAUAUCAUCACAAAAUGCAAAUAAAAAGAGAAAAAUAUCUAUCAUACAACAGCUAUGACGUAUGACAAUUGAA
Eupeodes corollae is the source of this 1968-nucleotide messenger RNA. RefSeq names its product SAM50-like protein CG7639. The transcript is spliced from 8 exons. Gene Ontology annotation, biological process: protein insertion into mitochondrial outer membrane; mitochondrial respiratory chain complex assembly. The record is from RefSeq and is a predicted model, not a curated record. Bases 228 to 1556 code for a protein of 442 amino acids. Lineage: Eukaryota; Metazoa; Arthropoda; Insecta; Diptera; Syrphidae. Gene Ontology annotation, cellular component: SAM complex; outer membrane.